AGCCCAGGGUCCUUAACGGCCAUCAUUGAGUAAACCGUGUAGCUAAAGAACUACAACUGAGAGGUCACGAUGGUCCAGAAAAUACUAAAUAAAUUGGUCGGUACCAAGUACAUUACUAUUCUAAGGACGUGGGUACCAAAUAUGGCUGCCUGGGGAACAGUUGGUGGAGUGGCGCUCAUUCACUUCACAGACUGGCGAUUGGUCCUGGACUAUGUGCCAUACAUUAAAGGGAAGUUCAGCAAGGAUGAGUAAAGUCCCACAAAACUAAAUUGACCAGGGCUUGGGAAUGGGCACAUGGGUGGAUUGCUUACACAAGCAAGCUUAAGUAUGAUGCCCUGGCUCAACAAUCAGUCACCAAGGGCUUGUUAGGAGUUUGGACUAUGAGAUGCACUCUGUAUAAAUGCUGUUUUUGAUCCAUUAUUAUUUAAUGUGCAUAAAUCUUUAUUUGCUCCAAUGUGUCCAGUUAUUCUGCAAAAUGCCAACUAUUAAAAAGUUUUGUUUAAAUUGUU
This is a messenger RNA of Perca flavescens (yellow perch), 509 nucleotides long. Its product is annotated as cytochrome b-c1 complex subunit 10-like. The coding region runs from base 70 to 252 and encodes 60 amino acids. NCBI's taxonomy places the organism in Eukaryota, Metazoa, Chordata, Actinopteri, Perciformes, Percidae. Gene Ontology annotation, biological process: mitochondrial electron transport, ubiquinol to cytochrome c. The transcript is spliced from 3 exons. Gene Ontology annotation, cellular component: mitochondrial inner membrane. The record is from RefSeq and is a predicted model, not a curated record.